Boeremia exigua is the source of this 1367-nucleotide messenger RNA. RefSeq names its product geranylgeranyl pyrophosphate synthetase. Bases 121 to 1305 code for a protein of 394 amino acids. Lineage: Eukaryota; Fungi; Ascomycota; Dothideomycetes; Pleosporales; Didymellaceae. The record is from RefSeq and is a predicted model, not a curated record. The transcript is spliced from 2 exons.
AACAGUAUUCUGCGCGUUUCAGUUGCAAGCCCGACCUGGAAGCCCGCAACGAAUCGUCAGUCCUCCAGCCUUCUUUCGACAUCUCCGAUUAGGAUCUUCGGGAUUUGCAGAUAGUCAAACAUGAGUUGGGUGAUGAAGAACACAAAUGCGCUGAUCAGCACCAUGUCGGCUGACACACUCCGGGAAGAUGAAGUCGAGGUUUCGUCGAAACUCGGAUUUGACACGCUCUGCACUUACAAUUGGUUGAAGGAUGGCAGUGCUAUACUGGUACCAGGUGGCCCUCCCCGCUGGAGGCCCAAUGAUCUCCCUGUUACUCUAGCCCAAGACACGGGCCACCAAUACAUCGACCUAAACGCUUUCCGGGUCCCAAAGUUUCCUUUUGAGCCUGCAUUUCGAGCUCUGUCUAUCAUGAAUCAAAGUCUGGAAUUAAACGACAUAGAUGUCGUAGUCAAUCGGAACAGUCUACGCAAGCUGCUGAACUUCUCAGCAGGCAGACGCCAAGAUCCGUUUCGAAUUGACCUUCACAUGAUCAACAAUACACUGUUCAUGAGCCGUCGAGAGCGAAAUGCCCGGUCUAUGAUACACGGGGCUGCCAACUCGGGUUAUGGGCAUAAUUUUGAAACUGCUUUCACUGAACCUCAGGCUGGAUUGGAUCAUUCCAGCAGCCACCAUAGAGUCAUACGCUACAAGCUUGGCAGUCUCGACUGCAUUGUUCGUUUUGAGGUCGACGCGUGCUAUGAAGACAGCGAAUCUCAUCAUCCCGCACCGGUCACUGCGGACAAUGUGGAGGACAUUGUCACAUCGCUUGCCAGUCUCGGAAUCGUUACUGUCGAAUCGGAAAGAAGGGCUUUGGGGCACACCAAAGUGAUUCUCAGGGGGCAUACUAUUGCGCCAUCAUCGUUGGCAGAGCUGAAGGCGCACAAGACUGUAAAGAUCAGCCAAGCUGUACCACAGCUAUGGUUCGGUCGAACUCCUUACCUCAUCACUGGCAAGCAUGUGGAAGGCACCGUCCACUCAAUCAGCUGCGAUCAGGUUGGGGAGAGAUUCGAGGCUUGGGAGAGAACCCAUCAGAGUACUCUGCGGAAACUUGUCAACUUACUGCAGGGUUUGAAGCAAACCGUUGGAUCCAUGGAGCACCGAACUGCAAUCUUAGUGUGCCGGAAAAAAGGAGCGCCUCUAGAGAUCUUCAGCGAGAAGCAAAGAUCCCAUGUCUUGCCAUUGGAUAUAGCCAGACAGUACUGGGAGUUGGGAGUAAAACGCAAAAACGCAAAACGUAGCACAAAGCAAUCCAAUACAAGCACAUGAUUUUUGGCAGGUUCGCAAGGAUUAUAGCUAUUGAGGAUUCUCGGCCGGGAUGUCGGGCGAAC